UUUCCAAUCCGUAGGCACAGCCCACAGGAAAGAAAUAAUUGAUGUAACGCCUUCUCUCUCGUCUCGUCGCUUCUCCCUCAAGAUUUCCGUUCGUGCAAUCCCUCAACCUCGAACUGUUCUUCAAUUCCCUCAAAUCCGGUCGGUAGACGCGAACCUACGAGAGAAAUGGCAGGGAAGAUGAGGAGAAGCGAGGCGGGAAGUAGCAGUGGUAGCAGCAGCAGCGGCAGCGGCAGCAGCCGGGGAGAGACGGUGGUCGUUGAUUGUGGCCGGUGUAAAAGCUCUUGCGGUUACUGCAAAUCUCCCGGUCGCACCAGCAUUAGCCAUGGUCUAUGGGCACACAGCAUUACAGUUGAUGAUUAUCAAGAUCUUCUUGACCAGGGCUGGAGAAGAUCCGGAUGUUUCCUGUACAAACCUGAGAUGGAAAGAACAUGCUGCCCAUCAUAUACUAUCCGUUUGAGGGCAAGUGACUUUGUUCCUUCAAAAGAGCAACAACGUGUCUCUAGAAGAGUGCAAAGGUUCUUAGAUGGAAUGCUGGAUGUGAAAAACCCAGUAGAGGCAACAGAUGAUCCAACUAUCUCUAUCAAUACAUGCACAUGUGCCUGUCAUGAAGCGUCAAGCAGUGGAAUGAAGGAUUCACUCUCUGAUCAAAGUGAGGAGAAAAGAAGUUCAGAGCAGAUUGUCAGCUAUUUGUCGGAGCAACUUGACAAGGCAGUGAAUAAGUGCACUGAACAUGGAGGACUUCCUUCUGGCAUCAAACUACCUAAAGCUUCUGUCAAAAAGGUAUCCCAGGGGAAAAGGAAACUACUUGUAGAAGGGGGGAAAGAUCUACUGUACUCGAGCAACAUUGCAUUCCAGAUAGCAGCGACUCUCAAUCGAGCUAAGUCAGCUAAUAAGGAACCAAGUCCUAAUCUUGAAAAUAAUGCCAUAACUGCCAAGGCAAUUGCAGAAACGCUGGUUGCAUCUGUUGAUCAGCUUGCUCAAAGCAGCAGCAGUCUGGCAGUCAGGGCUUGCAAUGGCCAUAUAAAUUUUUAUGGUGCUGCAACACAAUCUCCUACUGAGAGCAGUGAAACUCUCAGUGGGCCUGAAGAAUCUGCAAGAGGGUGUAAAAGAAAAAGUUGCUGUUCAAGGAAGAAUAGUGAACAUUUGCUUGGUAAAAGAAGGAGGCUUGAGGUUCGGUUGAAAAGAUCUAGUUUUGAUCCUGAAGAGUUUGAUUUGUAUAGACGGUAUCAAAUAAACGUGCAUAAUGAUGCACCUGAUCAUGUCACAGAAAGCUCAUACAGGAGGUUUCUCGUCGACUCUCCUCUAGUAUUUGUUCCACCGUCGGGUGACAGCCUCGUUCCUCCUUGUGGGUUUGGUUCUUUCCAUCAGCAAUAUGUAAUCGAUGGUCACCUAAUUGCUGUGGGAGUGAUAGACAUCUUGCCAAAAUGUUUGUCAAGUAAAUAUUUGUUCUGGGAUCCGGACUAUGCCUUCCUGUCUGUAGGCAAGUAUUCUGCCUUGCAAGAAAUCAAUUGGGUGAAAGAGAAUCAAGUACAUUGCCCUAGUCUUCAGCACUAUUAUCUCGGGUAUUAUAUACACUCCUGCAGUAAGAUGAGAUACAAAGCUGCAUAUCGCCCGUCUGAAUUGCUCUGUCCUCUUCGUUACCAAUGGGUUCCAAUUGAUGUGGCAAGUCCUUUGCUUGACAAAAAGCCAUAUGUCGUUCUAUCAGAUUUUGCCCUCUUGCAGAACGGAGAGUCCUUGCUGCCUCAUGUUCCCGAAAAAAUAACGGAUGAGCAGCAACAUGACGAUAAUGUACAUGGAGACUUGAAUGAUAUUCUUGUAGACGACAACGAAGAAAUGGUCGAACCCGAAACUGAGACCUCUGAUGACGAGUCAGGUCCUGAAACCAGUGGGCAUGGAUCAGUUGAGAUAGAGAAUGGUGAUGUUAGUGAGAUUUUAAUCGGAUUGAAGGGUGCUCGUGUAAGGUACCAGGUAAGUCCCAGGCUUGUGUCAUCCAUUGAUAUCUCCGGAAUAUUGCUAUUUGUGCGUAUAGCUAUUCUCUAUAUAAAUAUAAGUUGCAGAAUGAUGAAUUGUAGAGUCACUCAUAGUCCACUCAUAGCGACACAUCAUAAGUCGAGAAAGUGAAUCAUAGUUUGAAAGAAACCUAGGACGAAAGUUGAACUUAAUUCCUCAACUUGAGGCAUGGGCUCGUGCACACACACACACAGGCGCAUAUAUUAAUGUCAUACAAUUGAGAUUUCGACACUAACCCUGCUAGUUACUUUCCUUUGAAGGAUUUGCGAGCAGCUUUCGGAGUAAAAGAACAGAAGUACUUGGAAUCCCAGCUGCACAGAUACAAGAGGUCUGUGGGCGCAGAGCUGUCGAAGAGAAUAGUAUAUUCACUUGGAUGAUGUCCCUACUGCCAAACUCCAGCGAGCCUCUCGCCCUCAAAACCGAGUCGCUGAAACAACCCCAUGACUUGAUCGUGCCUCUGGUUUUUCUUUCAUGUGGGCAGUGUUGUUCCAGCAAUUGCUGAUAGCUUAGUUCCCCCCAGCCGCAAGGACCAUGUGGUUGGGUAGAUGACAAAGAUGUCAUAUCGAUCUGUUUGUCUUCUGCUGCCUUCUUGGUGAUGAUGCACUUUCCGGUUUCGAAUCACAGCGACCCGAAUCUUCUCCUUUCUUCUCCCAUUGCAGUUUUCUUGCUCUGCAUCUUGUGCACUAAGAUGAACAUCGGAACAUGUUUUCAAUAAAUAGAGAAGAACUCACAUGCUGAUCAGCAGCCUUUCUUUCUGUGUGGUUUUCUGAGUCCAGCUCGUUUCAGCAUGAAAUUUGGCUUCCUACAAUCUCUGUGUUUAUGUUGCUCGUGCAGAAUGUCGUCACACGGUUCUAGAAUCAAAUAGAGAUAUGAUCAAACCAAAAAACAAACACAUUUAGUUGGGAUGAUUUUCUCUUUCAGAUAUCAAUUUGCAUUUUAGUGUUUUACUCUGCCACCUUCUGGCAAUGUGGUUGAGCAGAGAUGGGAGACAUUUGGAUUUUGGACUGUGGUCGGACUCUUUUGUCAAAAUGGUCGGCGCCGGUCUUUAAUCGGAUAAUAAUAAUAAUAACUGUUUGG
Molecule: messenger RNA, 3087 nt
Organism: Linum tenue
Lineage: Eukaryota; Viridiplantae; Streptophyta; Magnoliopsida; Malpighiales; Linaceae
Source: the annotation of a GenBank genome assembly